AUGGCAAAUUAUCCAGAUAAAUCGACGAAGCGUCAGCGAAUCCAGUUUGGCAGUGGAAACGUUGGAGUCUGGUUUCGUCGACAGACUACUGCUGAAAAUCGUCCCACGUUCAAGUCGUUUGGCGGGCAAGCAUUUCGACAGGAUGAAUACCCUUGGAUUGCCUCAUUAAGGAUUGGAACGACUAUAUGUAGUGGAGUACUAAUCUCUCCGCGUCACAUUCUGACCGCCGCCCACUGCCUGAUUCACACAAACGACAAAAUCCUGCGUAAAGAAGCUUGUCAGCUAAUGGCGCACAGGAAUACUCGCCGACCUCAAGGCAACGAGUUUGAAGCGUUUGUCGGUAGCCGUUGUCCUGAUCCGAAUAGAUGCACGAUACCAUGGAUAAGGGCAGUUCAUGUGUACUAUCAUGACGCGUUCAAUGAAUGCAGCUCAGAAAACGACAUAGCAAUAGUUGAGCUUGGCGGAAACGUGCUGAAUACUUUUGCCACACCAAUAUGUUUACCGGAUAGAAACCAACCAAUUGCUCGUGUUCUCAGAGUGGCUGGAUCUUGGUGGGGAGGCAAUGCGUAC
Molecule: messenger RNA, 570 nt
Organism: Ostertagia ostertagi
Lineage: Eukaryota; Metazoa; Nematoda; Chromadorea; Rhabditida; Trichostrongylidae
Source: the annotation of a GenBank genome assembly